Molecule: messenger RNA, 719 nt
Organism: Frankliniella occidentalis (western flower thrips)
Lineage: Eukaryota; Metazoa; Arthropoda; Insecta; Thysanoptera; Thripidae
Product: putative inorganic phosphate cotransporter
Exons: 2
Coding region: 237-704 (155 amino acids)
Biological process (GO): transmembrane transport; monoatomic anion transport
Cellular component (GO): plasma membrane
Molecular function (GO): transmembrane transporter activity
Source: RefSeq, a predicted model, not a curated record
UGGCGUUGGCGGGGCCGGGCGUGUGGCCUCCCUCCGCAUUCGAAUGAAUGGGAGGCGUUCCACGGGGGACUUGAUUAUGUUCGGGGCACGCCAAAUGAUAGAACUGAUUGUGUCUUUUUUUUUUCGUGGCUUUUCCAGUCGUUUUGACACGGAAAAGAAAAAUGCUCGCACAAAGUAUUGUUGUUACCGUUGUUAGCCUGGGACAGCUCUAACUGGAGUCUGCUUUUUCAGGUGGCAUGAACCGCGCCUGCCAGCUCGUCGGCACGAGGCACAUCCAGGCCCUCAUCAUGUUCUUCAGCGCAGCCGUCGCGUUCUGCACUCGGACCAACAUGUCGGUGGCCAUCGUCGCCAUGACGAAGCCACGGGAGGGACAGACGCAUUUUGACUGGGACUCCAGCCGCACCAGCCUGGUGCUCUCGUCCUUCUUCUGGGGGUACGUGGUGAUGAACAUCCCGGCGGGCCAGCUGGCGCAGCGCUUCGGGCCCAAGCGCUUCCUCGCCAUGUCCGUGCUCGUGUCCAGCCUCUUCGACCUGCUAAUGCCGGCGUGCGCCACCUACGGCGACGUGUACGGCGUGUGCGCGGCGCGCGUGGUGCAGGGCCUGGCGCAGGGCUUCCUGCUCACGGCCUGCUACGAGCUGCUCAGCAAGUGGGCGCCGCCCCGGGAGCGCUCCAGGAUGGUGGCCUUCUUCCUCGCAGGUGAGUAGGGGCGACCGUGGAGC